Momordica charantia (bitter melon) is the source of this 1158-nucleotide messenger RNA. Lineage: Eukaryota; Viridiplantae; Streptophyta; Magnoliopsida; Cucurbitales; Cucurbitaceae. The record is from RefSeq and is a predicted model, not a curated record.
AUGGACUCUUUGUACGCUGGUGUUUUGGGUUCUUCUACUGAUUUUCCAUUGGGGGCUAGUCUUCCUACUAUCAAUACUGAGGUUACUAUUGAUUCUUUACCACAUGUUGUUUCUCAUACUKAGGGUACUACUGCUACUGUUUCUGAUCYAGCUCCUUCUCAUACACUUGUGGUUCCUUCUAAUAAUCAUCUUAUGCAAACUAGGACUUCGGUUUCUGAUUCCUCUCUAUUUGUGAGGCAUAUUGGUGACUCUAUUACUUAUCUUCUUCUAUACGUCGAUGAUAUCAUUGUGACUGGUAAUAGUCCUUCUUAUAUCACAACACUUAUCUCUCAGCUGCAGCUUCAUUUUGAAAUGACCGACCUGGGAGCUUUGAAAUAUUUUUUAGGCCUUGAGAUAUCUUGUUCUUCGCAGGGAAUUCUUGUUCAUCAAACCAAAUACACUAGAGAUAUUCUCCAACGGUUUGGCAUGCUUGGUGCUAAAUCUUGUGCUACCCCUCUUGCCUUGGUUACUGCUGCCACUACUGGCCCAUCUUGCUCUAUUAAUGAUGCUAAAAAUUACAGAGCUCUCAUUGGGGCUCUUAAUUACCUCACAUUUAGUAGACCUGAUAUCUCAUUUGYGAUCAGCAAGCUCUCUCAAUUUAUGCAUCAUCCGUUCGACUMUCAUUUGACUGUAGCAAAGAGGACUAGGCUAGGGAUCCCACAGAUCGUUGUUAGGGAUCCCACAGAUCGUCGUUCUACUUCGAGUUUUGUCAUGUUCUUAGGUCAUAAUCCUAUUUAUUGGGGGGCUAAGAAACAAACAACUCUUUCUYGUAGUUCCACAGAAGCUGAGUACCGAGCUCUUGCCUCCAUAGCAGCUGAGCUUUCUUGGAUCCGUCAACUUCUUAAAGACCUUUAUAUUUUUAGUGACAAGCCACCUAUAUUAUGGUGCGAUGACGUUUCUGCUAUACAAUUAGCCCGCAACCCAGUUUUCCAUGCCCAAACUAAGCAUGUUGCUAUUGAUUUUCACUUUGUACGAGAACGUAUCACUAGGAAAGAUCUUGUGCUUCAAUACAUUCCCACGACACAAGUUACUGAUCUUUUUACUAAGUCUCUACCUUCUCCUCGGUUGCACUAUCUUCGAUCCAAACUAAUGCAUUCUUGUGCAUUUGUUUUGCAUUAG